Molecule: messenger RNA, 1863 nt
Organism: Ricinus communis (castor bean)
Lineage: Eukaryota; Viridiplantae; Streptophyta; Magnoliopsida; Malpighiales; Euphorbiaceae
Product: myb family transcription factor PHL7
Exons: 6
Coding region: 997-1746 (249 amino acids)
Molecular function (GO): DNA binding; DNA-binding transcription factor activity
Source: RefSeq, a predicted model, not a curated record
AUAUCCAAAUCUGGAGAAUAACUUUUAACCGUAUGGUGUCAAGAUGGCACAUGCAGGUGGGUCUUAAUGGUUUGAGUUGAGUCUUUAGACAGAGGACUGAUAAAUGUUGGUGUUCUUCUGCACAAAUUGAUGAUGACAGAACACUAGUUUCUUUAGAGUUUGAAAUGUUGAAAGGAUUCCUCUAAUCCUACCUUAGCUCUUGAUUUAGACUUUGAUAGGUUCAUUCAUUGGACCCAUCUCAGAUUUUCCUUCUUAGUUCUGCUACUGCAAUUUCUUUCAAGAUCAGAAACUUCGAUAUUAUUGAAACUAAUCUUGUUUCCAUGCAUGAUUUUACAGUUGGUCUUACUUUGUUUUGUGUCAGAAAUUAACUUAUAGUUUAUGGUUUGAUGGAGGAGAAAAAAAAAAAAAAAAAGCUUGCCCCAUCUUACUACUCAUCAAACACAAUCCAACGUUAACUCUGAAAACAGAUCUCCAACCCAAGAAACCUGCGAUCUUGAUUAACUUAUUAUUCAAUUGGAUAGGAUAGUCUGGCCAAUUUCUUCUUCACUACUUGUAGCCCUAAGCUCAGUUUCUCGGUAAGGAUUAAGAACAUAAGGUUGACCCGGGUCAGACACGCUAAAACAAGAACACCAGAGUCAGACAGUUAAAUAAAACAGUUGAAAAUGAGCUGUACAUCUUUCUGGAAGCAUUUAAAACAUAACCCUGAAUUCCUACACCAAAUGAGGCGGAAUUUUUCUAGUUUUCGAACUUCUUAGGACUCUGCAUAAAAAUAAUAGCUUAGAUUAUCUCGACAAUUAGAGACAUUUUGUAGCAUAAUCAGUCAUUUCCUGACAAACUAUAUCCUAGUUCUUAUCGUCACAUUUAUCUUUUCCUGUCCAUAGCUGUGUUUGUCUCGGUCUCUUGUCCCCCUAUAAUCCUCCUUACAAGGAGGUUGGGAUACUUCUCAAGCAUUGCUAGCUAGCCAUUGAUAUCAGAUCACAUCAGCUGAUUCUGAAAAUGGGUUCAAGUCGAACAGAUGGCUCUGGCAAAGAGCGGUUGCGUUGGACACAGGAGCUGCAUGAUCGGUUUGAAAGGGCUGUGAAUCAGCUUGGUGGUCCUGAUAGGGCGACUCCUAAAGGUAUCCUGAAGGCUAUGAGCAUUCCUGGACUUACCAUCUACCACGUGAAGAGCCACUUGCAGAAAUACAGGAUCUCAAAAUUUAUCCCAGAAUCAAACAAUAAAGGCAAGUUUGAGAAGAGAACCAUAUCAGAACUCCUGCCAAAUUUCAGUGCUACAUCAGGUGCGCAACUUAAUGAAGCAUUAGAAAUGCAGAUGGAAGUACAAAGGCGACUAAGUGAUCAACUUGAGGUUCAAAAGAGCUUGAAGCUUAAAAUUGAAGCACAAGGAAGAUUCCUCGAAAGAAUUGUGGAUGAACAUAGAAACCGAGUGGCACUCCAAAAACACAGUAAACAAUUCUCUCCAACAUCACUCCCUGCUCUCAGUGAGGAAUCGGAAUCAAACAGCAACGCCAAGGAAUUGGAUUCCAAUUCGGAGGGCGACAGAAUUGAAAUGCAAUAUGAAGAUGAUUUUCAAGCUCUCAAGAGGCUCAGGACAGAAAAUGACGUUUUGCCAUCUCGAUACAAAAUUGAAGAAAUCAAUCCUGGUCCUUACAAUAAUCAAAAUAUGGGUCUUCAAGAUGAAGCAAAAUUCAAGUUCUCAUGGACUGCUAUGUCAUGCUCUUCGCCUCUAGUGCCAAGCUUUUUCUGAAGAGCUUAAUUAAUACUGUUUUUUGAACACACACACACACACACACAUAUAUAUAUAUAUGUUGGACUGCAAUAAAGGAAUAAAACCAUAUGAUAUAUACAGAGAUAUUUUGGUUAA